AUGCAGAAAAACGAAUACAGAAAGGAGGCUGAGAAGCUUAUUCAAGACGUGAAAGACAUAUUUAUUGAAACGGAGGACUUGCAAGCCAUGUUAAAGCUAAUUGACAGCAUUAGAAAACUAGGCCUGACGAAUCAUUUUGAAGAGGACGUCAAGAAAAGUCUCGACACAAUAGCAUCUACCCAUAAGAGCAACACAUAUUCUUUCAUUCAAAAGAAUGAUCUCUAUCUUACUUCAUUAUGUUUCAGGGUCCUUAGGCAGCAAGGAUAUCAAGUUUCACAAGACAUAUUUUGUGGUCUCAUGGACGGGAAAGGUGUGAUAGAGAAAAGUUUACAUAUUGAAGAUAUCAGAGUGAUGCUGGAGCUUUUAGAGGCCUCACAUGUAGCUUUAGAAAGUGAAAAUAUCCUGCAUGAGGCUAAAGCUUUCAUAACAGAAACCCUCAGAAAUUCCAUUUCUAGUGUUAGUCAAGAAAACAUGAAUGAUGACCUUUCCAAAGAUGUGGUCCAUGCUUUGAAGAUUCCGUCACACUGGAGGGUUCAGUGGUUCGACGUCAAAUGGCAAAUGGAGGCCUACGAGAGAGACAAUCACAGGCAUAUCUGUUUACUUGACUUGGCCAAGCUAAACUUCAACACGGUUCAAGCCACACUUCAGAAGGAUCUUAGAGAAUUAUCUUGGUAAUUAGAAAUACCUCCAUCUAUAUAUAGGCAUUAUUAUGGUCCUCCAAGAAACAUCAUACUUUUACUGUAACAUAUAUAUAUAUAAAUGAAAAUA
Molecule: messenger RNA, 768 nt
Organism: Morus notabilis
Lineage: Eukaryota; Viridiplantae; Streptophyta; Magnoliopsida; Rosales; Moraceae
Product: alpha-farnesene synthase
Exons: 2
Coding region: 1-675 (224 amino acids)
Molecular function (GO): terpene synthase activity
Source: RefSeq, a predicted model, not a curated record